Molecule: messenger RNA, 6406 nt
Organism: Mytilus trossulus (common blue mussel)
Lineage: Eukaryota; Metazoa; Mollusca; Bivalvia; Mytilida; Mytilidae
Product: DNA polymerase alpha catalytic subunit-like
Exons: 39
Coding region: 40-4512 (1490 amino acids)
Biological process (GO): DNA replication; mitotic DNA replication initiation; lagging strand elongation
Cellular component (GO): alpha DNA polymerase:primase complex
Molecular function (GO): DNA replication origin binding; nucleotide binding; single-stranded DNA binding
Source: RefSeq, a predicted model, not a curated record
UUUGUCUGUUACGCACUCCAUUUCCCGCCAACUACAAAAAUGGCGCCAGCUGUUGAUCCGCCUGGAAAUGAAAAUGACAAUGAUAAUAACGAUGAUUAUGAAUCAUUGGCAAAGAACAGAUCAAGAAGGCAAAAAGUUGGUAAGGCUGGAAAAUUUGCUGCUUUUGAAAAAUUAAAGAAAGCAAAGGCAUCUGGUGAAAAGAAUAAAUAUGAGGGUGAAGAAGAGAAAGAUGUGUAUGAGAUGGUGAAUGAAGAUCAGUACUCCAAGAUAGUACAAGACAGACAAGAUGAUGACUGGAUUGUUGAUGAUGAUGGAUCUGGCUACGUUGAGGAUGGAAGAGAAAUAUUUGACGAUGAUAUUGGAGAAGCACCUACCAAAGAUAAUAAAAAUAAAGCUGAGAAAAAGAAGAAAAAUCACAACAUUGUUAAACCUGGAACAAAGCCUAAAUCUAACAUUAAAAGUAUGUUUAUGGCACAAGCUGCUGGUGGCUCAAAGAAAAAACAAGAGAAAGAUGUCAGUUUAGCUAAUGAUGAAUUGCUUGGAGAUUUAAUGGCAGAUUUACACAAAGGACCAGAUGCUGGUAUUAAACCUGUACCUAUCAAACUAAAAAAGAAACCUGUAGGAUCUACAAAGUCACCAUUAAAUCCUUUUAGCACAUCAGCAAAACCAGCUUCACAAUCGUUGAAUGUUAGGCCAAUAAAACAGGAGAUCAGGUCUUCACCAGUACGGAAACAGAGCAAACCCUUUACAGCAGUGCUGAUUAAAAAACCUCUACCUAAACCUAACAUCCCUGACACCAAUGAUUAUGAUGAAGUUGAUGGGAUGGAUAUAGAAACUGCAGAUACCUCAGUUCAAAACUGUACAGAACAAGAUGAUUCUGGUCUAAUGGAACUGAAUGAUGUUGACUUUGAUGAGAAUGUUGAUGAAGAAAUGUCAGCUGGUGGUGAUAUGAAAGAUGUCAAAGUUAAAGAAGAAAAAGAAGAAAUACCUUUAGAAGCUUUGUCUACUGGUUGGACAACUUUUAAGGAAGAAAUGGGCAGUAGCCAGUCAGAAAAAAUAACAGACAUAGAAGUUGACUCUUCACACUUACCAUUGGUUACUAAUGAAUCAGGUGACCAGGUUCUGAGAUUUUAUUGGUUAGAUGCCUAUGAAGAUCAGUAUUCACAUCCUGGUGUAGUGUAUUUAUUUGGUAAAGUUUGGAUAGAAUCUGCCCAGACACAUGUCAGUUGUUGUGUUACUGUUAAAAACAUAGAUAGGAGAAUCUUUGUGUUACCCAGACCAACUAAAUACCUGAAGGGAGAAGAUACAGGAUUUGAGGUUUCACUCGUUGAUGUCUACAAUGAGUUCAAUGAAAGAGUGGCAGAAAAAUACAAAAUUCCAAAAUUUAAAUCAAAGAAAGUUACAAAACAGUAUGCCUUUGAGAAGGUUGAAGUUCCUGUGGAAUCAGACUAUAUGGAAAUCAGAUAUUCUGCUGACAGCCCUGCUUUGCCAUCAGAUUUGAGUGGCAAUACUUUUAGUCAUGUGUUUGGUACUCAUGUAUCAAGUUUAGAACAUCUUGUUCUUGAAACUAAAAUGAAAGGCCCAAGCUGGCUUGAUAUCAAAUGUCCACAAAUAUCAACUCCUCCUAUAAGUUGGUGCAAAUUAGAAGUAUUUGUGACGAGACCAGAUCAUAUUAGUGUUGUAAAUGAUGCCAGUUUAUCACCACCCCCUCUGGUAGUCAUGGCUCUUAAUAUGAGGACACUACCAAACCCAAAGACACAUCAAAAUGAGAUCAUUGGAAUAGCUUGUUUGGUACAGAAAUCUUUAGCCAUGGAUAAACCAGCACCCAAAAUUCCUUUCCAGGAACACUUCUGUGCAAUUACUAAGCCAAAUGAUUGUAUAUUUCCAUAUGACUUCAGAGAUAAGGCUCAAAAAGAGAAUAAUAUGAAGAUAGAACACUUUCCAUCAGAGCGGCCUUUAUUAGGUUUUCUUCUUGCUAAAAUACACAAGAUUGAUCCAGACGUUAUUGUAGGCCAUGAUAUAUAUGGUUUUGAUCUUGAUGUAUUACUGCACAGAAUAAAUGUGAACAAAACAGCUCAUUGGUCAAAAAUAGGCAGAUUAAAAAGAACUAAAAUGCCAAAACUCUCAGGUCACCCUGGAAUGAAGAGUGGUUACACAGAUAAAACAUCAACGUGCGGGAGAUUGGUUUGUGAUGUAAUGAUAUCUGCCAGGGAGUUAAUGAGAUGUAGAAGUUACGAUCUGACAGAAUUGACCAAUCAAAUACUUCACCAAAAGAGAAAAGAAAUUGAAUAUGAAGAGAUAAGAAAUAUGUAUUUGUCAUCUGCUCAUUUAUUAAAGUUGAUAGAGUUAACCCUACUGGAUUCUACCUAUAUCCUGAGAAUUAUGUAUGAGCUCAAUGUGAUACCACUGGCUUUACAGAUCACUAAUAUUUGUGGUAAUGUCAUGACAAGAACUUUAAUGGGUGGAAGAUCAGAAAGAAAUGAAUAUCUUUUGCUGCAUGCCUUUACAGAGAAAAACUUUAUUGUGCCUGACAAGGAAUACAAGAAAAAACAAAUAGUGAAUGAAGGAAAUGAUGAUGAAGAUUUAGAUGGAACCAGGACACAGAAAACACAAGGAAAGAGAAAGCCUGCCUAUGCUGGUGGUUUGGUUUUAGAACCCAAGAAAGGAUUUUAUGAUAAAUUUAUCUUGUUGCUGGAUUUCAACAGUUUAUAUCCAUCAAUCAUUCAGGAAUAUAAUAUUUGUUUUACAACAGUCAACAGAGAAGCUGUCAACAAAAGUAUAAAUUCAGAUGAGGGGGAAUUGGUAGAUGUACCUGACUCAGGUUUAGAGCCAGGAAUAUUACCAACAGAGAUCCGUAAACUUGUUGAAAGUAGACGACAGGUUAAACAGCUGAUGAAAGGGGACGUUAAUCAGGAGCAGUAUAUACAAUAUGAUAUCAGACAAAAAGCUUUGAAGUUAACAGCCAACAGUAUGUAUGGUUGUUUAGGAUUUACAUACUCCAGAUUCUUUGCCAAACCAUUAGCUGCUCUUAUCACUGGGAAAGGAAGAGAGAUUUUGAUGAAGACUAAGGAUACAGUACAGGCUAUGAACCUAGAUGUUAUAUAUGGAGACACAGAUUCAAUCAUGAUCAACACAAAUUGUACAGAAUAUGAACAAGUAUUUAAGAUUGGAAAUCGAGUGAAAGCAGAAAUUAACAAAUUAUAUAGACUUUUAGAAAUUGACAUUGACUAUGUGUUUAAGUCCAUGUUAUUACUUAAAAAGAAGAAAUAUGCAGCCUUAAGUAUAAAGAAAGCUCCUGAUGGUUCACUGAUAGAAGAAAAAGAAAUGAAAGGAUUAGAUAUAGUAAGACGAGACUGGUGUGAUCUGGCAAAGGAAGCUGGAGAAUUUGUAGUUGGUCAGAUCUUAUCAGGAGAAAACAGAGAACUAAUUGUUGAGACAAUACACAGUAAACUUAUAGAAGUUGGAGAAAAAGUCAAAAAUAAUGAUAUUCCAGUGGAAUUGUACCAUAUUUCAAAGCAAUUGACAAAGAACCCUGAGGAUUACCCUGAUAAGAAGAGCCUCCCUCAUGUACAGGUAGCUAUGAGGUUUAACAGUAAAGGUGGUAGGAAGAUGAAGGCAGGUGAUACUGUAGCAUAUGUCGUCUGUGAGGAUGGAUCAACUUUACCAGCUUCACAGAGAGCCUAUCACCCUGAUGAACUGGCUAAAAGUGAGACACUUAAAAUAGAUACUAAAUAUUACCUUGCAAAUCAAGUGCACCCUGUGAUAGCCAGACUGUGUGAUCCAAUAGAUGGUACUGAUGCUGCACACUUAGCUGAGUGUCUAGGUUUAGAUCCUAGUGGUUACAAACAUGCAGCCAAACAAGAGGAGAUGGAUGACGAUGAUGCUUUGUUAGGUGGUGUUGAGAUGUCUGAUGAAGAGAAAUAUAAAGAUUGUCACAGAUUUAAAUUUGUCUGUCCUGGUAUUACUUGUGGCAGAGAAAUUAUAUUUGAUGGAGUUUUCACUGGGGCUGAGCAGUUUUUGGAAUGUACCUUGUCAAAGUGUCCCAACAAAGAUUGUGAAGUGCAGCUAGCUGGAAUUAUUGACCAGCUGGUAAAUCAACUUACUAAUGAUAUUAGACAACAUGUCCGCAGUUAUUACCAGGGCUGGAUGAAAUGUGAAGAUACAGCCUGCGGGAUGGUCACAAGGAAAUUACCUCUGACCUUUCAGAGAGGCCAUCCUAUCUGUUCAGCUUGUAAUAAGGGUAUUCUACAUACACAGACAACAGAUUCCUGGUUGUAUACACAGCUUUGUUUCUAUCAGCAUGUAUUUGAUUAUGAGAGAGCGAAGAUGAAAUUAUCUGACAAAGAACAAUCAAUGGCUAAUACAAGACUAAAGGACUACAAAGAACAUUAUGACAUCUUAAAGAAUGUUACUACCAAAUGGUUAAGAAAAAAUGCUUAUUCUGAGGUCAACUUGACAAAACUGUUUGAUGGACUGUCAGUAUUGAAAACAGAAAUUAAAAUGGAAUCGUAAAAUUGUAUCAUGUUAACAUUUCAAACAACAAAAAAGGAGUCUGGUGUUUUAAUUUUAAAUACUCAGGUAACAGUCGUUUUCAUAAAGAAGUGAAACAGUAUUCAUACGUAUAAAAGUGUCAGGCUGGUAAAAAAUGUAAUAAUGUAAAAGUAUUCUAUGCAGGUGCACUUUAUUGAGUUGAUAGGAAUCUAGGGAAAAGUAUCAGAGUUUUACAUACUUAGAUAGCUUUGUCAAAUUAUUUUGUCAAUGUUUGAAAUGAAUUUGGGUAAAAACCAAGUUGUUUAUACUUCAAAUUUGAAUACUGGAAUAAGAGGGUAAAUUUUGAGGUCUUAAUUAUUCUAGUUAAAUUUAGUAUACAAAUCAAGGUUGGACCAUUAGAAAUAAUACCAUUAUCCGCUUUGUUAUUCGAAUUGGAAAUAACCAAAUUUCCUGUUGUAUCGGUGAAGGAAUUGAAAAUACCACAAUGUGUUCUGUGUAGGUAAACAUGAUACCACAAUGUGUUCUGUGUAGGUAAAUGGUACCACAAUGUGUUCUGUGUAGGUAAACACAAUACCACAAUGUGUUCUGUGUAGGUAAAUAGUACCACAAUGUGUUCUGUGUAGGUAAACAUGAUACCACAAUGUGUUCUGUGUAGGUUAACAUGAUAUCACAAUGUGUUCUGUGUAGGUAAACAUGAUACCACAAUGUGUUCUGUGUAGGUAAACAUGAUACCACAAUGUUUUCUGUGUAGGUAAACACAAUACCGCAAUGUGUUCUGUGGAAUCAAAAUACUUCAGUGUGUUCUAUUAGACUUUUUUUAUGAAAUAGAAAAUUCCACAAUGUGUUCUGUUGCAUGGUUGAAGGAAAAGAAGAUACUUCAAUGUGUUCUUGGUUGAUAAACACAUAGAAAAUACCAUUAUGUGUUGCAUCCAUUAUAAUGUUUAUUGAGCUAAUACAGUAAUGUAUUUCGUUUUAUUUGUUAUGUAUUGGAUAAUAUCACAAUGUGUGUUUAGAGACUACUGUGAUAUGAAAUAAUUGUAAGGGAACAAAUUAAACACAUUUAUUCUUGAUACUUAUAUUGUCAGUGGAGUAAAGUAUUACUUGUUUUCAUUGAUUUGUUUGUUUUAAAUCACUUCACCAUCAUGCUAUUUAAAGUACAAAUACUUUCAAAAAAACUUUCUUCCCCUUGAUUAUUGUACAAAAUGUAUAUAAAUGUAUCAUUUUCAAAAUAAUUAUUCAGUAUUGCUUACAUUUUAUUGCUCAGGAAAUAAACGCUGCUUCAGAUAUUUUUUUUGUAUUUUUAUAUGAAAUUGUGUUUCCCCAACUCAUUAUUAAUCAAGAAUUUCCACAAUGUGUUCAGUUUUUAGCUCACCUGGCUCAUCACUUUGCGUCCGGAAUUAACUUUUACAAAAAUCUUCUCCUCUGAAACUACUGGGCCAAAUUAAACCAAACUUGGCCAUAAUCAUCAUUGGGGUAUCUAGUUUAAAAAAUAGUGUCUGGUGACCCGGUCAACCAACCAAGAUGGCCGCCAUGGCUAAAAAUAGAACAUAGGGGUAAAAUGCAGUUUUUGGCUUAUAACUCAUUUAGAGUAAUUCUGACAUGGGGUAAAAUUGUUUAUCAGGUCAAAAUCUAUCUGCCCUGAAAAUUCCAGAUGAAUCGAACAACUUGUUGUUGGGUUGCUACCCCUAAAUUGGUAAUUUUAAGGAAAUUUUGCUGUUUUUGGUUAUUAUCUUGAAUAAUAUUGUAGAUAGAGAUAAACUGUAAACAGCAAUAAUGUCCAGCAAAAUAAGAUUUACAAAUAAGUCAACAUGACCGAAAUGGUCAAAUGACCUCUUUAGGAGUUAUUGCCCUUUAUAGUCAAUGUUUAACCAUUUUUCGUAAAUCUUAGUAAUCUAAUAAAAAAAUCUUCUCCUCU